AUGGGGAACCUAAUAAAUCUGCAUCAUCUCAAUAAUUCUAAUGCAUAUUCACUAAGGGAAAUGCCUCUCAGAAUUGGUAACGCAACUGGUCUCAUUACACUGCGAAACUUUGUUGUAGGCAAAGGUAGUGGGUCUAUAUUAGGAGAGUUGAAGUCCUUGAAACACAUCAGGGAGAGGCUUUGUAUUUCUGGACUGGAGAAUGUGCAUGUUCUGGAUGCCAAGAAAGCUGAUUUAAAUGGCAAGAGCGGCCUUAAUGUGAUAGUUCUAGAAUGGAGUAGCAGUGCUGGUGAUUCAAGAGAGGAAAGAAAUGAAACACGGGUGCUUGACUUGUUACGACCUCAUCAAGGUUUGAAAGAGCUCGUUAUCAGUGGCUAUGGGGGUACAAGUUUUCCGAUUUGGUUAGGAGAUUCCUCUUUCUCGACUUUAGUACGUCUCACAUUGGAAAAUUGUAGCAAGUCUACUGAUUUGCCAUCAGUCGGGCAACUGCCCUUGCUCAAGUACCUCGCUGUUAGCGGAAUGAAAGGAGUAAGAAUUGUUGGUUCAGAAUUUUAUGGUUGUUCCGAUCCUUUUCCAUCUUUGGAGACUCUUUAUUUUGUGAGUAUGGAAGAAUGGGAGGAAUGGAUUCCUCAUGGAUACGAUCAAGAAGCUCGAGGGUUUCCUCACUUGCGAGAACUUUCUAUCAUAAGAUGUUCUAAGCUGGUAGGAAGAUUGCCAGAAAGUCUUCCUUUACUAGAAAGGCUUGUCAUUAGAAGUUGUGAGCAAUUGCUGAUUUCAGUCCGAAGUCUUCCAUCACUCUGCAAAUUAGAAGUUGAAGGAUGUAAACAGGUGGUGCAGAGAAGUACAAUUGACCACAGCCCACUAAACCCUGCGGUUCCGACAGAGAGGUUUACAAAUGGGUUAUCAAAAGUAGAAGAGCUGAAGAUGGUAGGAUGUAAAGAUCUGACAUCUUUGUGGCAGAGUAGAACUGUAUUUCUUCAGGAUAAUGCCUCUCUUUGCCGAUUGGUGAUUGAGGAUUGUCCCCAGCUUUGUUCCUUGGUGGCAGAGGAAGAAGAAGAGCAACAACAGCAGGGAUUGCCUUGCAAACUUCAAUAUCUAAAAUUGUCUAGAUGUGAAUACUUUGUAAAGCUACCGCAAGCAAUUCUCAGCCUUAGUUCUCUUACAGAGAUACAUAUCAAGGACUGCCCUAUACUUGUUUCGUUUCCUGAGACUGGUUUGCCACCUCAGCUGAGAGUUGUUGAAAUUUCGGAAUGCUAUGCACUUAAAUCCUUACCAGAGGCAUGGAUGUACAACAGCAAUACAUCUCUUGAAACUAUCUUCACAUUUAAAGCGGCUAAGAGUCAAUAA
Messenger RNA from Pistacia vera, 1344 nucleotides. RefSeq names its product putative disease resistance RPP13-like protein 1. Bases 1 to 1344 code for a protein of 447 amino acids. The transcript has 2 exons. NCBI's taxonomy places the organism in Eukaryota, Viridiplantae, Streptophyta, Magnoliopsida, Sapindales, Anacardiaceae. The record is from RefSeq and is a predicted model, not a curated record.